This is a messenger RNA of Candidula unifasciata, 591 nucleotides long. Lineage: Eukaryota; Metazoa; Mollusca; Gastropoda; Stylommatophora; Geomitridae. The record is from the annotation of a GenBank genome assembly.
AUGGAAAGCAGCAGGGAGAAGAAGAAAAAGCCUGCCAACAACGGGAUUUUACAUCGAGCGGUGGCAGAGUAUGUUCGUCUGCUUCAGGAUAGACCUAUCAUCACCAAAGCAGCAACCAAUGCCAUAAUAUCCGGUAUUGGAAACAUCAUAUCACAGCUAGUGGCCCCUGAUCCAGCAACAGGGGGAAGAAUCAACUGGAGAAGUGUCCUUGCUUAUUCAUCUUUUGGAUUUCUCGUCAAUGGACCCUUGGUGCAUCAUUUUUACGCUUUCCUGGAGAAGGCUGUCCCAAAAAGCACACCAAAUGCAACAUUAAAAAGAGUCCUUAUUGACCGACUUUUAUUCGCUCCUCCAUUCCUGUUGCUGUUCUUAUAUUAUGUUUCUUUAGUUGAGGGGGCUGGCAACAAGGGAGCAGUCAGGAAGAUAACAGACACCUACUGGCUGAUUCUCAAGUUAAACUGGACUGCCUGGACAUUUGUCCAAUACAUCAACAUCAACCAUGUCCCGCUGAAGUACCGCACUGUGUUUGGGAACCUGUGCUCGUUGAUUUGGAUGAUGUUUAUCUCCAUCAAACGCAGACAGACAAGUCAGUAA